This is a messenger RNA of Pistacia vera, 1075 nucleotides long. RefSeq names its product thioredoxin Y1, chloroplastic-like. Lineage: Eukaryota; Viridiplantae; Streptophyta; Magnoliopsida; Sapindales; Anacardiaceae. The transcript is spliced from 5 exons. Gene Ontology annotation, molecular function: oxidoreductase activity, acting on a sulfur group of donors, disulfide as acceptor; protein-disulfide reductase activity. Gene Ontology annotation, cellular component: cytoplasm. The record is from RefSeq and is a predicted model, not a curated record. The coding region runs from base 306 to 815 and encodes 169 amino acids.
UAGUUAAGUAUAGUCCCAAAAUCCAACCACCGACCACUCUAUCAUCAUCAAUUACUCAUUUUCCCACCGUCUGAUCCACCAUCCACGACUCCCAACCCACCAAUCCCACCUAAUUAUUCAACACCCUCCCACAUCAAAUCCAGCAGUCGCUCCAUAACAAUACAACUGGCACACGCUUAUCUUUGCUUCACCUCCUCCUCUCUGCUUUGAACUCUGCAACAGUUUGUCUCUCUCUCCCUCUACCAAACAAACAAAUAAACAGAUAUUUUUAUUCUCUUUUCUCGAGAUUCAAUUCAAAGAUUGGAAUGGCGAUUUCAGUUUCCGCUUCAACAAUUCCUUCCUUGAACACUAAAGCUUCUUCUAGAAACCUCUCCAAACUCUCGUCGCUAUCUUCUCUGCAGUUCCCCGUACAGUUCCGUCAGAUUCAAAUUAUUAACAACAGCCGGAUUUCAUCUCCCUCCGGGCCUCGUUUCCUUCCUCCGGUUGAAGCAAAGAAGCAAACAUUUUCCUCCCUUGAUGAUUUGCUGGAAAACUCUGACAACCCUGUAUUGGUUGACUUCUAUGCAACAUGGUGCGGUCCUUGUCAAUUCAUGGCUCCAAUCCUUAAUGAAGUUGGUGCUGCUUUAAAAGAUAGGAUUAAGGUGGUGAAAGUUGAUACUGAGAAGUACCCAAAGAUUGCUGAUAAAUACAGAAUAGAGGCCUUGCCAACUUUCAUUUUGUUCAAGAAUGGGAAACCUUUUGAUCGCUUUGAGGGUGCUUUGACCAAAGAUCAGCUCAUUGAACGAAUUGAAAAUUCAUUAAGUGUUAAGCAAUAGUCUGACGGUCAGGUUCUACUGGAAACUGGUGUAAUCGAGUUGUUAGAUGGGAACAUUGAAUUUGGUAAAUGAAGAAUUGGCAGGAUGAUACCUCUUCUUCUUUUCUUGUGUAUUUGAAUAAUUGGUAUUGUACCAAAAGAAAAAAGUUCGUGAUAUAACUUGUUCAUCUUAUCAAUCUUGCUGAUUUCUGUGAAAACAAAAUUUUGGAUGAACUAUUUCUAGGACUCCUGAGAAUUGGCACGAUGCUUUUUGUUUCAAAA